AUGUACCCCGGCGGCCCGAACCCAACGCAGGUGCAGUACGCCCCCGCGGGGCCGAAAGACCUCUUGCCGCUGGUGCUCAUCCACGACGGCGGCGGCACCACCUUCAGCUACUUCCUGCUGGGCAGCCUGGGCCGCGACGUCUGGGCCGUCCACAACCCCAAGUACUUUGACGGCGCGGCCUGGGACGGCGGCCCGGACGAGAUGGCCCGCACCUACCUCGACUUGCUGCAGCGCGAGGGCCUCGCCGGCCCGGUCCUCCUCGGCGGCUGGUCGCUCGGCGGCUUCCUCGCCCUGGCAAUGGCGCACCUCGUCGCGCAGAACCCGCGCGCGUACGCCGUCUCCGUCGCGGGGCUGCUGCUCAUCGACUCGCCCUACCACGUGGCCAGGCGGAGGGUCACGGUGCCGACGGGCCCGCCGCGGCUGGAGGCCCUGCCCGACCUGGUGGCCAGGGCCUUUGCCAACUGCGACGCGAUGCUGCACGAGUGGGAGCUGCCGCGCUGGAGCGGGAGCAGGAGGAGCAAUGCCGCCGGGGCGGCGGCCCUGGGACUCGCCCUGCGGCCCCGGGAGGUGCCUCACCGGGCAGCCGGGGCGGAUGCCUGGUCGGCCGUCUCCGCCAGGACCUACGCCGGCCGAGGAGACGAGCGAGGGGGAGAGGGAGGGGAUGAGGCAGGAGCAGGGGCAGGGGCAGGGGCAGGGGCUGGGCCCGUGGCGGAGGGGCCGCCGCCGCCGGGCGUGCUUGUCCGGUGCACCAGGUACGCCGCUUGCGCGGGGGACGGCGACGCCUCCGCUUCCUGCCUGGUCGACGUGUACCGCGACGAGCGGCUUCUGGGCUGGGACGGGCGCUACCCGGACUUUGUGGCGGCGGUGGUGGACGUCGACGCCGACCACUACGGCGUCUUUUCCAGGGCCGACGAGCAGGCCAUGGCGAGGCUGACGGAGAGGGUGAAUCUGGGGCUGGGCCUGCUGGACGCGCUGCAUCGCGAGGCCGGACGCUGA
This is a messenger RNA of Ustilaginoidea virens, 996 nucleotides long. RefSeq lists its product as uncharacterized. Gene Ontology annotation, biological process: biosynthetic process. The record is from RefSeq and is a predicted model, not a curated record. The coding region runs from base 1 to 996 and encodes 331 amino acids. The transcript has 2 exons. Lineage: Eukaryota; Fungi; Ascomycota; Sordariomycetes; Hypocreales; Clavicipitaceae.